Messenger RNA from Tremella mesenterica DSM 1558, 2089 nucleotides. RefSeq lists its product as uncharacterized. Gene Ontology annotation, molecular function: alpha-1,2-mannosyltransferase activity. Gene Ontology annotation, cellular component: Golgi apparatus. NCBI's taxonomy places the organism in Eukaryota, Fungi, Basidiomycota, Tremellomycetes, Tremellales, Tremellaceae. Gene Ontology annotation, biological process: mannan biosynthetic process. The transcript has 8 exons. The record is from RefSeq and is a predicted model, not a curated record. Bases 1 to 1839 code for a protein of 612 amino acids.
AUGGGCCGGAGAUUUCUUUACAUUCUCGUGUUGUGUGUCUUCAUCCUCGUUGUACAUCGAGGAAGAAAAAGCGUAUAUUCCGCUAUCUCCCUCGACGAUUUUGAUCCGCCUUACGAUGAACCGCAACCUCCUUCCCCAAGCCCCAUCUCUUCAGCUACUAUCACAUACGAGCCCGACCCAAUAAUCCUACGCGAAAUAGACAUCUCGUCCGAGUCACUACCUCUGAAAGCUUCUCUCAGAGAGAGAUUAGAGGUCUGGCGAAACGCUCCAGGAGGUAGGGGAGAAGUCGAAGGUGAAGUAGAAGCGGAGGUCUUUAAUGAAUGGAGUCUUGAACAAUGUUCCACGAUCCAAGAACAACAUAAUACAUACAUGAUAAACAAAGACGGUGACGUGUGGGCCUCCAUGAACCGUACAACCCUGCAUGAACAUCGAAUGGAAUUGAUCAAUCACAUGGACACCCUCGUCGGAUCCGAAUUAUUGGAGAGGUAUGGUGAAGGAAGAGGAAUUGUAAUGGUUGCUGGGAACGCGGAUACUUUACAACGAGCGAAAUGGAGUUUGAUGAUGUUACGAAGUUACGGAAGUCAAUUACCUGUUCAGAUUUAUCAUUUUCCUUCGGAACGUCCGCCCGACGAUGAUCCCAUCCGCGAGGAAUUCGCCUCUCUUGGAGCUGAGCUUGUCGAGGCCGUGGGACGAGAAAAGGACGAAGGGGCGGCUAAGAAUUAUCAUUUGAAAGCCAUUUCUGUCAUACAAUGUCCUUGGAGAGAGGUUUUGUAUCUCGAUUCCGACUCUAUCCCCGUACGCGACCCAACAUACAUGUUUUCCGCUCCGAACUACCGCCGCCUAGGGCUUUGGGCUACGCCGGAUUACUGGAAGACGUCUGCCUAUAAUUCCAUUUGGGCCAUUUUGGGUGUGAAGUGUAGGAACGAAUGGGAGAUGGAGACUGGUCAAAUGUUUAUCGACAAAAAAAGACAUUUGGACGUUUUCUUCUUGGUUCAGUAUAUGUUAGAAAGACAUACCAAGUGGUUCCACUACUCCGACGGCGACAAAGAUAUCUUCCGCUGGGCCUUGCUAGCACUCCGUAAACGAUGGGCAGUCCCCGGACGAUGGGUAGGUGCAGCGGCUCUUCCUAGGGGUACACUCUCUGGUGAAUUCUGCUCUCAUUCAAUGUUACAAUAUGACAGCUGGGGUGAACCUCUUUUCCUACAUUACACUCUCCUAAAACAUAUUCCGUCUGGAAUAGGUAGAGGUUUUUCAUGGGGUCGGACAAAACAAUUACCGUUAUUCAACACAUUUCCUGCUACUCCCGCCACGGCAAGAUUGGGGGAACCGCUUAUAAGACCCAUGGAUGAUGACAAGAGGGGAUUAGGAGAUGUAGAUUGUGAUAUGUUGGCGGAUGCGGAUGAAUAUGGCUUGGCGAGAGCCCCGGCCAAAGAGAUGAUUAUGAGACGUGCUGUGAGGGAAAGAGGUGCGAGAGCGUGGUAUCAUGGGGGUGGAAAUAGUGCUCUCUGUAUCGACCUGAAUUAUAUCGAUCCAAGACCACAAGAACGCAAAGACGAAGAUGAAAAGGUGAGACAUGAUCGUGAGGCGGCAGCAAGAGAAAUCGAAGAAGCCGAACAGAGAGAAAUUUUAGAAGCGAUGGAGGGAGAGGGAGUGGAUGCUAUCCCCGGUGUAGCUAUGAACAGACCGGUCGUGGAGGGGGAGAAGGAGGAACAGCCUGUGUAUCCGGAUUGGGGACAAAGUCCUCUUGAAGUCGUGCAAUGGUCCAACGAUCCACACCUCGCUUCAUUCGAAAACAAUAUUUACGAUUUCGGUUUCAAACCCACUGGUCAGGGAUUCUGAUCUGCUUCGUUUUUCAAAAGUCAAAGAAAUAUUUGCUCCUUACUAUAGAUGGAUUUGGAUAGGUAGACACAUUAAUGAGCGUGGGAUGAGAGAGAUGAUGGUGGGCAACAAUGAGUGGUGGGGUGGAGGAGGACGAUUUGUAUGACUAUCAAUAACAACAUCUGUCUCAUCUAAGAAUGUGAGUAAUAUUGUAGAAAUUACAUAUUCAGAGUGCUGUACAUCAGUGUCUUCUGUGCAUAUCAUGAUCAAU